CGGUACCUCGUUCUCAGCCCUGCUGAGAGGACUUGUGGGGUGACGUGAGGGUCUCGGUGGUGGGCAGGGGGUGCUCCUCGAGGGGAUGGGGCAAGAGGCCGAAGCAAAGUGCCCCGAUCAGAGCCAGGCCUGGGACAGGGGGAGCUUUCCAAGCACAAUCCCAGACAGGAACUCCGGCCUGUGCUCAGCUCCCCGCAGGUCACCCCGUUCGCAGGGUUUGGCGAGCAGGACCAAGUCCCGGGGUCCCCAGGGGUCAGGGCUUGGGAUGAUCAGUGGAUGUGACCCAGAGAGGGCGUAUCUGGAAGGGGACACUAGGACACGGCAUCCCACAUCCCCUGGCCCGGGCCACCCCAAACUUGAGAGCACAAGUUGGGGGGACAACAGGGAAGGGACCCAGGGGCUGAGCGAUGGAUCUGGUGUCCCUUCACGUGACAAAGUGCCUGCAGGGAAAUAGGGGUCUAUACAAGCAGGGUUACCCCCCCCACCUUCCCGGAUGUGGAUGCAACAUGUUGGGGGGCUGCACCCUGGUUCUCCAGGACCCCGAGAACCCCGCAGCAAGUCGCUGAUCUCUCCCAGCCCUGAUUUCCUCCCUGUUUCCCUCCACUUCUUUCCUGGCUGCACGUCUGGCCAGGUGCAGCCUGACGUCCAUCCUCGCCCCCUGACCUCUGCCGUCCGAUCGGGACGGCAGAGUGGGGGUGAGGGGCGGGAGGGGGCGUCCCCGCUGCUGUCCCCUGCCCCGGCGUCCGGCCCUGAGGCCUGUGGCGGGCUGGCCCCAGCCCAGAAAUGCACUUAAGCUCCUGAUUGAGCAAUGUCACUGAUUGCUGGUGGUGUUGGGGGGGCGGUUUGCAGUGGGGCCCCCCAGAAGGCAGCCGCGGGAGGGGGGCCUCCGGGAAGGCCCGGCCCACAGCCUCUGGGGCCCUGGACACGACGGGCCGCGUGGCCCGGCACCGACGGAGGGAAAGCUGCUCUGACCGCCCAGGCUAAGAGCAUGGAGACGACAGCUGUCCGCUGGGAGGGCAGUGGGGAGGCUGUGGGGGGCUGUGUCCCCUGGGGAGAGGCCCGUUCAGGGCAGGAGUUCCCCAGGGCGUGUACAGACCUGGGCCCAGGACGCGGGGAAGCAGACGCUCAGCCUGAGAGGGGCAGGGGGGACAGCGGCAGGACAGGGUCCGGGCCCCCCGCAGCCCCAUCUCUGUGCCCAGUCACCCCCUUACUCUCUUUAUCCACCUCAGAGACCCCCUUGGGGGAAGGAGCUGAGGCUGAGCCGGGGCCAGGGCAGUGCCCAAGGCCCGAACCCCGCUUUCCUGUCCUUGCUGGGAGCCGGGGCAAUGGCUUUGGGGGCGACGGCCAAGUCCCCGAGCACAUGGGGUGCCCAGACAGGCAGGGAGGGGGUUAAUGGUGAGACCUCCCUUCUCUGGAAAGAAAACUCCCCUCUACACCCAGCUGCCUGGCUCCCCUCCAGCCCAGCGGAGAAGCUGAAAGCUGGGAAGUUUGGGCGUGCGGCCAGCUCUGUCUUCACCGCCGCCAACUCGGGGCGAGCGCUAAAAGAGGGGAGCAGCCUGACCCCGCUCUGGCCGCCGACUGUCCGUCCACACUCCUGUCUGUCCAUCUGGUCAUCCGUCUUUGACUUCUCUGCCUGUCCUGUCUGUCUGUCCACUUGUAAACCUCUCUGUCCAUCCAUCUAUAAGCCAGUCCUUGUCUGUCUGUCCAGCGGUCAGGCCUGUCUGUCAAUCUGUCUGUCUCUCUGCCCACCCCCCCACUCCCCGUCUAUUUGUUCAUCUGUCCAAUCAUCUGUCAGUCCGUCUGUACGGCUCGUCUGUUUGCGGCUGUCUCCGUCCUUCUCUCCAUCUGUCCGUCUGUCCACCUGCCUCCCCUCAUCCUCACCGGGCCCCGGAGCCAUGCCACGGGGCCACGGGGCCACGGUCGGCCUGGCCCUGCUGGGGCUGGGGCUGGCGGCGGCCAUUCUUGUGCCCGCCGUGCUGCUCUCCCGCCACCGCAGCCCCUGCGGACCCCGCAGCUAUGCCCAUGCGGCCGUCGCCGCCGACUCCAAAGUCUGCUCGGACAUCGGACGAGCUGUCCUCCAGCAGCGUGGCACGCCCGUGGACGCUGCCAUCGCGGCCCUGGUGUGUACCAGCGUCGUCAACCCCCAGAGCACGGGCCUGGGCGGAGGGGUCAUCUUCACCAUCUACAACGCGACCACAGGGAAGGUGGAGACGAUCAACGCCAGAGAGACGGUGCCAUCCAGCCACGUCCCGGGCCUGCUGGAUCAGUGUGAGAAGGCCCAGCCGCUGGGCACAGGAGCCCAGUGGAUCGGGGUGCCCGGGGAGCUCCGAGGCUAUGCCGUGGCCCAUCGCCGCCACGGCCGCCUGCCCUGGGCACAGCUAUUCCGGCCGACGAUCGUGCUGCUCCGCGGGGACCACCGCGUGUCCCCCACCCUCGGCCGGCUCUUGAACAAUAGCUACCUGCGGCCCCUCUUGUAUGCCUCGUCCCUGCAGCAGCUCUUCUUCAACGCGACGGAACCCCUAAGGCCUCAGGACCCGCUGCCCUGGCCAGCGCUGGCCACGACCCUGGAGACAGUGGCCGCGGAGGGCGCGGAGGCCCUGUACACGGGGAGGCUGGCCCGGAUGUUAGUGGAGGACAUCGCCAAGCAGGGGAGCCGGCUGACGCUGCAGGACCUGGCCGCCUUCCGCCCUGAGGUGGGGGGUGCCCUGGAGGUGCCCCUGGGAGGUUACACCCUGUACUCACCACCGCCGCCUGCGGGGGGCCCGAUCCUCAGCUUCAUCCUCAACGUGCUGAAAGGGUUCAACUUCUCUGCAGAGUCCGUGGCCAGGCCCGAAGGGAGGGUGGAUGUGUACCACCGCCUCGUGGAGACCCUCAAGUUCGCGGGAGGCCAGAGGUGGCGGCUGUGGGACCCCCGCAGCCACCUGGAGGCCCAGAACGCCUCCCAGGAGCUGCUGGGGGAGGCCCUGGCCCGGCACGUCCGCCAGCAGAUCGACGCCCGGGGAGACCACCCCCUCAGCCACUACCGCCUGGCCGGGGCCUGGGGCCACAGGACGGGCACGGCUCACGUGUCCGUGAUCGGCGAGGAUGGCAGUGCAGUGGCUGCCACCAGUACCAUCAACACACCCUUUGGCGCCAUGGUGUACUCACCUCAGACAGGCCUCCUUCUCAACAACGAGCUCCUGGACUUGUGCUGGAGAUCCCCGCAAGGCUCUGGGGUCACACCUCCACCCGUUCCAGGCGAGCGGCCCCCGUCAUCCAUGGCCCCCUCCAUCUUGCUCAACGCAGCCCAGGGGUCAAAGCUGGUGAUCGGAGGGGCUGGCGGGGAGCUGAUCAUCCCUGCCAUGGCCCAGGCCAUCAUGAAUAAGCUGUGGCUUGGCUUUGACCUGAGAACGGCCAUCGAAGCCCCCAUCCUGCAUGUCAAUAGCAAGGGCCAUGUGGAAUAUGAGCCCAACUUCAGCCAGGAGGCGCAGAAGGGGCUGCAGGCGCGGGGCCAGAGCCGGGAGACGAGGCCAUAUUUCCUGAACGUGGUGCAGGCUGUGUCCCAGGAGGGGGCCUGUGUGGACGCCGUGUCGGACCCCAGAAAGGGCGGGGAGGCUGCCGGGUACUGAAGACAGGAUCUGCUCCGCCGAGAGCCGGGGUACCCCACCCCCCGCCUUCCAGGUCCCUGCUGGCCCCGCGCCCAGGCUGGUUGUGGCCACGGCGCACUUCGGUUGGAUUUGGAAACUGAGGCCGGGGAGGGCAGCCUGGGGCUGGGCAUCCCCCAAAGCCUCUCUCCCGGAGCCCCUGGAGGCCCAGCGCUGGACCCUCUAAGAGGGGGGAAACUGAGGCUCAGAGAACGACCAGACCAGCCCCCCCUGCUCCCCCAAAUCUGCCCCGUCUGGUGUUUGUGGGAGAAUCUGCAGCCAACCUGCCCCCGCGAAGGCAGUGGGUGUGGCCUGGGGGUGCUUGCUCCCCCUGCACCCCAACUCGCUGGGGGCCCUUGGCCAAAGCCCGUCUCCCUGCCAGGAAAAGUUUGGCGGAAGCAAGAUAUGAGGCGCCUCCAGCCCCAACAGAUCAUGUUCUGGAAACCAGCUUUCUCCUACUACUCGGCAGUAUUGACGUUUUGAGCUGGACAAUUCUUUAUGUGUGAGUUUGGGGGUGUCUUGUGCAUUAAAGGAUGCUGAGCUUA
Molecule: messenger RNA, 4168 nt
Organism: Choloepus didactylus (southern two-toed sloth)
Lineage: Eukaryota; Metazoa; Chordata; Mammalia; Pilosa; Megalonychidae
Gene: GGT5
Product: gamma-glutamyltransferase 5
Exons: 12
Coding region: 1326-3608 (760 amino acids)
Biological process (GO): glutathione catabolic process
Molecular function (GO): glutathione gamma-glutamate hydrolase
Source: RefSeq, a predicted model, not a curated record